Carassius carassius (crucian carp) is the source of this 2268-nucleotide messenger RNA. RefSeq names its product tripartite motif-containing protein 16-like protein. The record is from RefSeq and is a predicted model, not a curated record. Bases 532 to 1953 code for a protein of 473 amino acids. Gene Ontology annotation, molecular function: protein binding. NCBI's taxonomy places the organism in Eukaryota, Metazoa, Chordata, Actinopteri, Cypriniformes, Cyprinidae. The transcript has 6 exons.
AUUAAUCGUGAUUUAUUGUGAUGGUGAUAUUUGCUAUUUUAUUUUAUUGUUGCAUAAUUUAUUUACACACACCCUUUAUGUUUGUGCACAUAUUACAUUACAAAUAUCCACUCCCUCUUUGUCUCCCAAAGUGCUAAAAAAUUACCCGGAAACAUCUUAUGAAACAUGUAAUUAUGCAUGCAUUCAUCCAUUUGGCAUGAACAGACAUGCACUGGAACAACCAACAUCAUCAUCAUGCCUGGGGUUGAUCUUUCCAGAAGCUUAGCUUACCUACUCGAAGCUAUGAUGAAUCACUUUUCUGAGGUAAACAUGAAAAUAUUCAUUAUAAAACAACAACAGCAAAGAUUUAGUGACUUAAUGAAACAUGUGACUCCUCUGAAACAUGACCAGAGUGACACAAACUGUACACGACAACGGACUCCUCCCUUUACAACUUUAAAUACAGACAAUAGUGGGAGGCACAAGCAAACGCCAUACUCUCUCUCUCCACAAAGCAGCUUUACAGUCUGUCUUUUACCUUCACUGUAAACGAUGGCAGAGGAAGAAGCUGGUGUUUUCGUCAACCAGGAGCAGUUCAGCUGUCCCAUCUGUAUGGACCUUCUGCGGGACCCCGUGACCAUUCCUUGUGGACACAACUACUGUAUGGAGUGCAUCAAGAGCUACUGGGAGCAGAAGAAACAGAAGAAGUUGUGCAGCUGUCCAGAGUGCAGACAGACCUUCUCCCCGAGACCGGCGCUCAACAAAAACACCCUGUUUGCUGAAGUUGUUGAGAAGCUGAGACAGACUGGAACGCGUUCAUCCACCAUCCCUGGAGCUGAGACUGAUGAGGUCAUUGGAAAAGAAAAGCAGGACCUCGUCAUGUUCUGUCAGCAAGAGCUUACGCAGUCACAGAUGAGAUGCCAGCAGGUCAUAAAGGAGCGCGAGACAGAGCUACAGGAUCUGAGUCACGCCGUCCUCUCUCUCAGGAGCUCUGCCCAGGCAGCAGUGGAGGAUACGGAGAAGAUCUUCAGUGAGCUGAUUCUGUCCAUUGAGGCACUGUGUUUCAAGGUGACAGAGAUGAUAAAAACAAAGGAGCAGAUGGAAUUAGACGAGGCACAUGGAUUUAUGGAGAAACUAGAGCAGGAGAUCUCAGAGCUCAGGAGGAGAGAUGCUGAAUACGACACGCUUGCACGCCUUGACGAUAAAACUCAGUUCCUGAAGAGUUAUGAAGCACUGUGUAGUCAGCUGGAGUUGGUGACCUCUCCUGCAGUUCUAGUCAAUCCGGACUUCACUUUUGAGAGGGUGUCAAGAAAACUCACAUAUCUCUGUGAGGACAUUAAAGAUCUGUGCCAGAAGAAAUCUGAGAAAUUGUCAACAAAAGUGACAAACCUGAAGUUUAUUCCUACUCCUGAACCUAAAAUCAGAGAGCAGUUUUUGGAAUAUUCGGGUCCCCUGACUCUCGACCCGAAUACGGCUCACAGAAACCUCAGCGUUUCCUCAGAGACCGGCGAGGUGAUGUGCAGUAAAACCUCUCUAUCCGUUCCUGACCACCCAGAGAGGUUUGACAGCUAUUACCAGGUCUUGUGCAGGGAGAGCGUGUCCGGUCGAUGUUACUUUGAGGCAGAGUGGAGCGGGAAGGGUCCUGUGCACAUCUCAAUGUCCUAUGAGGACAUCAGCAGGAAAGGAAAGAGCACCCUGUGUGCUUUUGGACACAACGCCCAGUCCUGGAGUCUGGUGUGCUCUGAGGAUACAUAUGCAUUCUGGCACAAUGGACGGGAAACUAAGAUUCCCAAAAUGCAGUGGGCUCGUAGGACUGGUGUUUAUGUUGACUUCUCUGCAGGAAUUUUGGCGUUUUACAGCAUCACAGACUCAUUGAAUCUUAUCUACAGAAUUCGUAAUGCAUUCGCUCAACCGCUCUAUCCUGGAUUCAGAAUUAAUACCGGGUCCAGUUUGAGGCUUUGUUAUCCACUUUAAUGGCAUGAAAUGGAGAUUACUCAGUUCUUGAGCAGUUCUUUGAAACUUAACAAAUGAAGCAUGAGAGGUCAGCCUCUACUGGUUGUUAACAUUAGUUAACUACAUUAGUUGACAUCAGCUAACAAUGUAAAGUGCUUCUAAAGCUUAUAUCAAUCUUUGAUAAUUUCAUCAUUUACUAAUAUAAUAUUAAAAUAAAAAAUUAUAUCUGUUAAGAUUAUUUAAUUGUCCUGAGCUAACAUGGACUAGCAGUGAAAAUCUGUAUUUUAAUGUAAUAAACACUGUAACAAAUGCUCAUUGGAAAAGUGAAAUGACAUA